UCGCGUGCAUUUAAAGUUGUACAUUGAAUUCGGUUGAGCCAUUUCAGGUCUGGAAAAAGGCUUACCUUUUCCAUUUCCCCAAUUCAUAUAGCUUAGCGUUGUUUGUCCGGUGUUCUUUCAAGCUCCCCCUAUCUCUCUUGCAGUUUGAUACUCUGUUUCUUGUUUUGGAUCUCCAUUUUUAAGCCAGAAAUCAUGGUUAAAGGUCCAGGACUUUACACCGAGAUCGGCAAAAAAACCAGAGAUCUUCUAUACAAGGAUUACCAGGGGGACCAUAAGUUCACUAUCACGACCUAUUCACCUACUGGAGUUGCGAUCACAUCAUCUGGCACGAAGAAAGGUGAACUAUUCCUUGCCGAUGUCAACACACAAUUAAAGAGGAACAAUAUUACUACUGAUGUCAAAGUGGACACCAACUCCAAUCUCUCCACAACUAUCACAGUUGAUGAACCUGCACCUGGGCUAAAGGCAAUACUUAGCUUCAAAGUUCCUGAUCAAAGGUCUGGCAAGCUCGAACUUCAAUACUUGCAUGACUAUGCUGGAAUCUGCACAAGUAUUGGGUUGACUGCAAACCCCAUUGUGAACUUCUCUGGUGUGCUGGGAACAAACAUUGGUGCUAUUGGAACUGAUGUUUCUUUUGACACCAAAACUGGAAACUUCAUCAAAUACAAUGCUGGGUUUAGCUUCUCCAAUGCGGAUCUUAUUGCUGCUUUGACCUUGAAUGACAAGGGUGACACACUCAAUGCAUCCUACUACCAUAUCGUCAAGCCCUUGACCAACACGUCUGUUGGUGCAGAGGUGAACCACAGCUUCUCAACCAAUGAAAACACAAUUACGGUUGGUACCCAGCAUUCUUUGGACCCAUUGACCACGGUGAAGGCUCGGGUCAACAACUUCGGCAAAGCAAGCGCACUCAUCCAGCAUGAGUGGCGUCCAAAGUCCCUCUUCACCCUUUCAGGAGAAGUCGACACUAAAGCUAUUGACAAGAGUGCAAAGUUCGGACUUGCCUUGGCUCUUAAGCCCUGAAAUGUUUGCAGGUAGCGACAAGUUGAAGGUUUUUGUUGAACACGUUCUGAUGGGUUUCCUUUCCUAGACUUGGUGGAAAUAAUUUACAGGUGUUGUUUAAGGACCAAUGUCCAUGCUUAAUUACCAAAUUUUUCUGCUUAUUCAUUGUUAACACAUGGAUGGUACCUAUUUUGCAGAGGUUCAUCUUACUACUACGUUCUUUUUGUUUUCAUCAAACUUUGAUUGUUGAGUCUUUGUUUUC
Cynara cardunculus var. scolymus (artichoke) is the source of this 1264-nucleotide messenger RNA. Its product is annotated as mitochondrial outer membrane protein porin of 34 kDa. Gene Ontology annotation, molecular function: voltage-gated monoatomic anion channel activity. The transcript has 6 exons. Gene Ontology annotation, cellular component: mitochondrial outer membrane. Bases 193 to 1023 code for a protein of 276 amino acids. Gene Ontology annotation, biological process: monoatomic anion transmembrane transport. Lineage: Eukaryota; Viridiplantae; Streptophyta; Magnoliopsida; Asterales; Asteraceae. The record is from RefSeq and is a predicted model, not a curated record.